AUGGCACGUCCUUCCUUGGUCUACUACUGCUCUGAGCGUGGUGUUUCAGGCUCUUUCAGGAGUUUCUUCUUCUUCAUCCCCACAACUUUAGCUCUUUUCACCUCUCUCUUCAUUCUCUUUUACAUUUACUCUACUUCCAAUCUCUUCACUCAUCACCACCACCAAUUCAUUUCACUCUCUUCCUUUUCCACUUUCCCCCCUUCUUCCACUCCCCUCUUCCACAACUCUGCUUCUCAGUCCACACAGUCUCACACUUUCCAUCUGGGUCAGAGCCCAAUACCACAAAGUCAACGCACUCUUCCACUGCCAUCACAAUUCAGCUUAAAGGGUACGCUAAAGUUUCAAUUUUUGUUUCUCUUUUCUGUUAGAGAAAUUGAGAAUAAGAGCGGCGUGUUCCAUGAUAGAGAUAUCUUUCUGGAAGACUAUAAAGAAAUGAAUAGGAGCUUAAAGAUAUAUGUUUAUCCUCACAGGGAAGAUGAUCCUUUUGCAAACGUGCUUUUGCCCGUGGAGUCUGAACCUGGUGGCAAUUAUGCCAGUGAAAGUUACUUUAAAAAUGUACUCAUGAAGAGCCAUUUCAUUACAAAAGACCCAACAGAAGCAGAUCUUUUCUUUCUGCCUUUUUCCAUAGCAAGAUUGCGGCAUGACCGAAGAGUUGGUGUAGGAGGUAUACAAGACUUCAUUAGAGACUACAUGCAGAAUAUCAGUCACAAGUAUCCAUAUUGGAACCGCACAGGUGGUGCUGAUCACUUUUAUGUUGCUUGUCAUUCAAUUGGAAGGUCUGCCAUGGACAAAGCGCCUGAUGUGAGAUUCAAUGCCAUUCAGGUUGUAUGCUCAUCUAGUUAUUUCCUAACUGGGUAUAUUGCUCAUAAGGAUACAUGCCUUCCACAAAUUUGGCCAAGAAAAGGAGCUACCCCUAACCUUGUUUCGUCAAAGAGGAAAAAGUUAGCAUUCUUUGCUGGAGCAGUUAAUUCGCCAAUACGUGUAAAGCUUCUUGAGACAUGGAAAAAUGACUCAGAAAUCUUUGUUCACCAUGGACGGCUCAAAACACCAUACGCAGACGAGCUGCUAGGAAGCAAGUUUUGCCUUCAUGUUAAAGGCUUUGAAGUGAACACAGCUCGUGUAGGAGAUUCUUUAUACUAUGGUUGUGUUCCAGUGAUCAUUGCCAAUUACUAUGACCUUCCAUUUGCUGAUGUGUUGAACUGGAAGAGCUUUUCGGUUGUUGUCAAUAGCUUAGAUAUACCUUUAUUGAAAAAGAUCCUGAAAGGUAUCAUCAGUUCUAAUGAAUAUUUGAUGUUACAAAGCAAUGUUUUGAAGGUGAGGCAACACUUCCAAUGGCAUUCACCACCCCUUGACUUUGAUGCAUUUUACAUGGUUAUGUAUGAAUUAUGGCUUAGAAGAAGUACUAUAAAAAUUGCUUUGGGUGACUCCAUGAACGGUAGAUUUAUGUGA
Messenger RNA from Abrus precatorius (Indian licorice), 1449 nucleotides. Its product is annotated as probable glycosyltransferase At5g03795. The coding region runs from base 1 to 1449 and encodes 482 amino acids. The transcript has 3 exons. The record is from RefSeq and is a predicted model, not a curated record. Lineage: Eukaryota; Viridiplantae; Streptophyta; Magnoliopsida; Fabales; Fabaceae. Gene Ontology annotation, molecular function: glycosyltransferase activity.